UAAUUUAACACAUUCGCCAAAUGAUUGUAUUCGGAAAAGGAUUGUCAAUCCCCUAAAUUGUAGCGUGUAUUAUGGCGGACUGAGCCACUAAGUAGUGCGCCACAAAAUCCAGCGCGUCUCAAUUAAAGAUAAGUAGCGCGACGAGGCUGCCAGUGAAAGGCUGCUCUCUGUAUUGGAGCCUCAAAGACAAAAAGACAAUCAGGGUGUCGAACAACCCAAUAAUCAUAUCUUUGCUGAAUUAAAUCACGAAACCAUUGCCUUUGGCUUGAAUCGUACUUCUGCUCACUUGUUUCUGCACACUGUUGGACAUUAUGAGCAACCAGUCUCGCGACAGCCUAAGACAUCAAUGAGAGCUGCACCUCCAUGGCAACCAUCAAGGCCAUCGAGGCCCGUACGAUCCAUCAGAUUCAAUCGGGCCAAGUCAUCGUUGACCUGUGCUCGGUCGUAAAGGAGUUGGUCGAGAAUAGUGUGGAUGCUGGAGCCUCUAGUAUAGAUGUCCGUUUCAAAAACCAGGGGCUGGACGCAAUCGAAGUCCAGGAUAAUGGCGGUGGUAUCGCCCCCGAGAACUAUGAAACAUUGGCUUUGAAACAUUAUACAUCGAAGCUUUCGACUUACGAGGACCUCACCUCUUUAGAGACCUUUGGUUUUCGAGGAGAAGCACUUUCCUCCCUUUGUGCGCUUUCUAAAUUCUCGGUGACGACCUGUCUAGCGUCGGAUGCGCCUAAGGGUUCGAAACUCGAAUUCGAAACGUCUGGAAAACUUCGAGCGAACAGUGUCAUUGCAGCUCAGAAAGGCACUACAGUAACCGUUGAGGGGCUUUUCAACAACCUUCCUGUUCGGCGUCGCGAGCUCGAGCGCAACAUUAAAAGGGAGUGGAACAGGGUUAUAGGUGUGCUAAACCAGUACGCGUGCAUUUUGAUCGGUGUUAAGUUCUCUGUAUCGCAACAACCGAACAAAGGCAAGAAGAUCGUACUCUUCUCAACCAAAGGCAAUAACACCACACGGGAGAACAUUGUCAAUGUCUUUGGGGCCAAGACUUUGCACGUCUUGAUACCUCUCGAGCUAGAGCUCGAAUUAGAGCCUACCAAUGGACCAAGCAGCCAACGGUGGAGUACUCAGGAAGGGGGGAGUAUGAAAGAGGUAAGGAUCAGGGGCCAUGUAUCGCGCCCUGCUCACGGCGAGGGACGACAGACACCAGAUCGCCAAAUGUUUUUCGUAAACGGGCGACCUUGUGGGUUGCCUCAGUUCGCAAAAGUUUUCAACGAGGUCUAUAGAACCUAUAACUCGUCCCAGUCACCAUUCAUAUUCGCGGACAUCCAGCUUGACACUCACAUGUACGAUGUAAACGUCAGCCCUGACAAGCGGACAAUUUUGCUGCAUGACCAGUCUCGGCUACUCGACAACCUUAGAGAGGCGCUCAUCGCUUUGUUCGAGGCACAAGAUUAUUCAGUGCCACUUUCUCAUAUCGGUGGACCGAAGCAAAUGCUGUCUAAGAUGACGAUCAGCCGCCAGAAUACUGUGGGAAGCCAGGAUGGGGGUACGAGAGGCCCGUCCGUAGGCCCGGGAGGCAACCAGCAGAGGGCGCAAAGCGCAGACUAUGGGAUUCCCGGGCAUGGCCAGGACGGCGAUAAUGAAGCAGCAGAAACGCCAUCCUCGAAGAAAAGAGCCUCAGGUCUUAACCUCGUCAGUCGAUGGGUAGAGGGGAAGUCAAAUGAUCGUGAGGCAUCUGCCGAAAAACCAUCGCCGGACUAUGAAAAUCCUGAAGGAGCGUUUCCACUUCCCAGAGAAAAAUCGAUCUCCAAAUCUGCAAAGACUGACGAGGUUUUGGAAGACACGUCUGACGAGGAGCCUUCUGACAAGCUGCGCCAAGAAAAUCCUCACAUUUCGAGACGUGUAGCUGAUUUCAAUGUUUGUAUGGACGAGUUAAGCCGAAGCAAGCCCACUGCAGAAACGGCGGACGUUAGUCAAGAGGACACUGGGACAUCAGAUCCACCGAUCCCAAGUAUUGUGCCUCCUUCGCGUACGUCUGAGAUCAAGAAUAUCAAACGGAGUCCACCCAAGGUCAAGCGCACUGCUCAGGAAGUAGCUACUAUUACAAUAGAUGGCGAGACCGUGACAAGUCUCAUUGGGUCACCUGCUAAAAAGGCACGAACAGAAAAACCAACUAAUCAGAGCUCGAGAAGGCUGCAAAGUACUUCAAAGCCAGUGGCACCAAUACCAUCAUUCCAGGGACGCCUUACUCAAUUGUUCUCGGCUUCAAGCACCGCGAGGACACGGCUCGACGAUGCCCAAAUCGCAACGACCCUGGUGAAUAGCCCCGGCAAAUUCAGAUCGCCUAGUGAAGAUAGUGACGGCAGUGAAGGUUUAUUUGUUGAAAACGAUGAUGGUGCAGAUCGAGGGACCCUUUCGCCUUCUUUGCAUGAAGAACCUGGCGUUGAGCGUGUUGCAGAACAUGCGAGCCCUCGCCCGCCGCCCGAACAACCACGAUCUGCUCGCAAAAAACAUGGAUAUGUUGCCAUGAAUGAGCUUGCCGCAUCGGUAUCUGAUGAGUCUACUCAGAGCGACAAGGAAUAUGUUGAUAAUGAGGAGGAAAAGACACAGGAGGAGCGCAGGGUUCGAGAUAUGAUUGAUGCUGCAGAAGACGUAGCAAAAGCCACCUCUGAGGAAACUCAGAAACGUCAGCAAAGCUUUGUCAAAGGCUCAACCAAACGCAAGGACGUUACUUGUCAGCUUCUACAGACGGUCCGUUUGGAUGCUAGCCACUUAAGGGCUAGCAUUUCAAAUCUGGCGGACACAGUCGCCAGAUCUAAUGCCAGUUCACCACUCGAGGUUUCCGGCCACGGCAUCGAAGGCGAUGAUGCCGAAGAGAAGUUGUCUCUUACCAUAUCGAAGUCCGACUUUGAGAAAAUGAAGAUUGUUGGCCAGUUCAAUUUAGGAUUUAUUCUGGCUGUUCGCCAGGCAGAGAUGAACCCAGAUGAACCAGAAGAUCGACAUGCUUUGGAUGAUGAGCUCUUCAUUGUCGACCAGCAUGCAACAGAUGAGAAAUACAACUUUGAGCGUCUUCAGGCAACCACAGUGGUGCAAUCUCAACGGCUUGUACAGCCCAAAGCUCUCGAGCUCACCGCCAUUGAAGAAGAAGUUAUCAAAGAGAAUAGCGAGGCAUUGGAACAUAAUGGAUUCCAGAUCAGCGUCGACGAAAGCGGCUACCAGCCGGUUGGCUCUCGUUGUCAGUUGCUUAGUUUGCCCCUGAGCAGAGAGACGACAUUCACUUUAGCCGACCUUGAGGAACUAAUCUCACUUCUCACGGAUCAUCCGUCCGCAUCUGAAAAUACGAUACCGCGACCAUCAAAAGUACGAAAAAUGUUUGCUAUGCGUGCUUGUCGUAGUAGUGUCAUGAUUGGCAAAUCCCUGCAGAAGAAGCAAAUGGAAAAACUGAUUAGACACAUGGGCGAACUUGAUAAGCCUUGGAACUGUCCACAUGGUCGGCCGACUAUGAGACAUCUGUGUGGACUGACCGCUUGGGAUGACUCUGUCUGGCAAGAAGGCGAUGCCUCCGAUGGAAACCAAGGAAGCCCUAUAAAUUGGGCAGCGUAUCUAAAGAGUCAACGUUAACGUCUAUAAUUUUCAGUACAUUCUUAGUCAUCUCGUAGUAGAUCAAGUAGAGUCUACAUGAUCUAAUGCGUUAUGGCAAUGUACAUAUACUCACAAGCUAUUGUCAUGGUUAUCAUAUCUCUUUUGUUGUUAUAUGACUACAGCCUUCAAUCUUCCAGGCAACCAAUCAAUUAGUGUUAAGUGACCAAAUGUACAUAUUAGCGGAAGUCCAACGCAGCAUCUUGGCGAGUACAAUGACUCACUUAGUUAUCUUGAGA
Molecule: messenger RNA, 3869 nt
Organism: Truncatella angustata
Lineage: Eukaryota; Fungi; Ascomycota; Sordariomycetes; Amphisphaeriales; Sporocadaceae
Exons: 3
Coding region: 364-3612 (1082 amino acids)
Biological process (GO): mismatch repair
Cellular component (GO): MutLalpha complex
Molecular function (GO): ATP-dependent DNA damage sensor activity; ATP hydrolysis activity; mismatched DNA binding
Source: RefSeq, a predicted model, not a curated record